This is a messenger RNA of Echinococcus granulosus, 906 nucleotides long. RefSeq lists its product as hypothetical. The transcript is spliced from 3 exons. The record is from RefSeq and is a predicted model, not a curated record. Bases 1 to 906 code for a protein of 301 amino acids. NCBI's taxonomy places the organism in Eukaryota, Metazoa, Platyhelminthes, Cestoda, Cyclophyllidea, Taeniidae.
AUGACGGUGGGAACCAACAGCUAUUCCUGUACCUUGCCACUCCGUAUAAUAUCCCCCAAUAUUUUCCCGCACUCUGUCCCAUCUCAGCCUGAUGAUCACAUGAUUUCAUACAAAAAUUUUCUUCGACUCCCUACUGGCUUGUUUUUUGAUCCGCUUAUUUUGCCUCCCCCUGAAAGUGAAGGUGAAUACAAAUGUGUCAAUGACAUUCAGAACCGUCGUCGAAAAAUGAAAAAACACAAGCGCAGAAAGUGGCGAAAAAAGUUUGCCUCCCUUAUUCGCAAAUUCCAGAUGCAACGUGAGAGGAAAGCUGAGCACAAGCUACAGGAAUUGCUUGAACUUUGGCGACGUCGCACUGAAGCCUGGGAUCCCGCGGCUAAAGUUGAGCAACGGCUCAUGUUCGCGCGCCGUUCUGGCUACUAUGACUCAACAAAGCCCAAGUCGGAGACCUGUAACCCUGUGUCGGACACUGUGGAGGGACAAAAAGCUCUUCUUGAGGCCACUAGUAUCAUCCGGGAUCUCACCUUGGCACUAAAUCGGGUAUAUGAAAACAUUCGCGAUGUUCAGGGAACCCGACGCUUGAAUGCUGACCUCUCCAAAAAUUUCAAGGAACGCGUCGAGACCUUCCAACACUGCCGAAAUACGGUCAAGAAGACUUUCAACACGGUCUCGGAGGCCUGCUCCCUUUUCGGUAUCGACAAUCCUGAAGAUAUCAUACCCUACGUAGAUGCACCCGAAGUCUCCGCCAAUUCGAGUAUAAACAACGAAAACGCACUGCAACUGAAAGUUGAGCGCGAAAUCCUACUGAAGAAAAUCGCUGAGGUGGACAGCGAACUCUUAAGGUACAGAGAAGUCCUCACGUCCGCAUUGUGGGAGCUAAACGACUCGAUGUAUCCUGUCAGUAAGUAA